AUGGCUGAGGCCGGAGGCGCGGCGCCUGCCCUCGACCGGCCGUGCCGGGCGAUGUUCGCACUGCUCAUCGCCUUGUUCGCGAACGCGGUUGCGAUGGCGUCGCCCUUCCCGUUCGCGCCCUUCCUCGUCCUGCACUACGGCCUCACCGACGACCGCGCCGAGAUUGGCUACUACGGCGGCUUCAUCCUCUCCGCCUUCAUGCUUGGUCGUGCCAUGUCGUCGUACCACCUCGGCCUGCUGUCGGACAAGCACGGCCGCGUCCUCGUCAUCGAGAUCGGCCUCCUCUCCUGCAUCAUCUUCCAGCUCCUCUUCGGCCUCGCGCCGACCUUUGGCGCGGCGCUCGCGGCGAGGCUGCUCAUGGGCCUCUUCAACGGCAUCAUCGGUGUCGCAAAGGCCGCACGCUCAGUGAGACACGCCACAAUCUCAUCAUCGCUGCGAGAAGGCGUCGCAUGUGUCGCAAAGGCGAUGCUGCCCGAGCUGGUGACUGCGGCGCAGCAGCCGCGCGCCAUGUCCGCCAUCUCUGGCAUGUGGGGCCUCGGCAAUGUCGCAGGCAGCGUCGACGCGCCGGCGCUGCUGCCAACCUCGCUCGGCGCCGGCCUCGCACUGGCUGCCAGAUAG
Messenger RNA from Emiliania huxleyi CCMP1516, 618 nucleotides. RefSeq lists its product as hypothetical. Gene Ontology annotation, molecular function: transmembrane transporter activity. The record is from RefSeq and is a predicted model, not a curated record. Lineage: Eukaryota; Haptophyta; Isochrysidales; Noelaerhabdaceae. Bases 1 to 618 code for a protein of 205 amino acids. The transcript is spliced from 2 exons. Gene Ontology annotation, biological process: transmembrane transport.